Drosophila sechellia is the source of this 1463-nucleotide messenger RNA. RefSeq lists its product as uncharacterized. The transcript has 2 exons. Lineage: Eukaryota; Metazoa; Arthropoda; Insecta; Diptera; Drosophilidae. The record is from RefSeq and is a predicted model, not a curated record. The coding region runs from base 93 to 1331 and encodes 412 amino acids.
GGUGCCAUAGCCUCCACUCAACCACUGCAGUUGACACUGCAUUUUGCGCAUAGCCGGUCGUCCCAGAAAUUUGAAGAGCCAAACAGUUGAUAAUGGCACAUUCAAUGCUGAAACUGGGGCUGACAUGUGGAAUAAUCCACCUGCUGACCUUUGGAGUCAACGCCGAGGAUCAGCUGAAAAACAACACGAUAGUGAUACAUACUCCUCUCCAGAACUACGAUCAACCCAAUCUCCAGGACUACGAAGAAUGCCAGGAGAACAGGGACAAUUGCAUCAAUGUUUGCGAUGGCAAACAGUCGUGCGAGGACGAGUGUCCUGUGUGCCCGGACCUGUACGUCAAGCCAGUGAUGGUUCAGGGCAUUAACGACACGGAUAUAGUGGCACCACCCCAAGCACCUAUUAAUACGACCAACAUUAUUCGCCUGACCAACGAUAUCAACAAUAUAAUCGAACACCAAAUCCAAAACCGCAAUGAUGUCAAUGUCCAGGUGAGGCAGAAUGUCUCGCAGGUGGGAGGACGUUUUGGACUGGGCUACACUGACAAGGGAUCCUGUUGUUAUGUGGUGCGUUUCACUCGGGAGUGUAAGAAUGAGGCUGGACGCGACUGCAGAGAGAGAAGCCGUCUGCGGGUCUGUGGCGAAAAGUGUCAGGCCAGAGUGAUGUUGGCCAAAAGAGUGGUGCAGUGUGAAGACGAUGACUCCGACAGGUGUCACGAAACCAUCGAAUAUGUGCCACGGCGGAGGAGAGCCCUCCAUCGGAAGACACCCGAAGCUACACGGUGUCAUUACACUGGCAACAGUUGGCCCUACUUCAAUUGCGGACAGAAUCCAGGCCAAAAUAGUGAUUUUGCCCAGCCGACGAGGCCUAAGACCUCUAUCUGCGAGCACUGCCUCAAUUAUCCCUAUGGAUACAUUCUGCAAUAUGGUCUGCCCGCCCAGUGUGCCGGUUGCUUCCAGAGAUACGGAGCUCCCCUCAUGUAUAAUCCUCCUUGGAUGUACAAUCCAUAUUAUGUGGCAUAUCCACCCUUUAACAAUGUACCGGCCAUACAGAACAAUAAUAAUGGCAACAGAGAUGACACCAGUGUAGAUAAAGCCAUUGCAGAUGAAGAGGCCGAUGGAUGGCAUUUAUGUGACGACAUCGAAAAAUGCCAAGACGCGCUGGACAAAGGCUCGCAGAACAACGGGUCACCUGAACAUCUGGAACAGCCACCAGUCAAUGAUGGGGACGGGGACGACGACUACAACGUUGCAGUCCAGCGAAGGAGACGCCGUCAAAGCCGUACCCACUUUGUGAGAUCAGCCUACAGCAAACGCAAUCGCAAGAACAACUGAUCAAUUCCAGAUGAAACCACAAGCUCUCGAGAUUGUUUCUGAUUAACCAAAACUAAGGUGUCUUCAUAUAACUACUACAUUUCUCUACAUAUUUUACUGAAUAAAAGUGUUUUUGCUAACCAAAUGAAAUCA